AUGCUCUCCUACGUCAUUGGGCUCGUCGCCAUUGUGCUCUUCCUUGGCAACCCCAUAAGCCAAUUCUUCUUUCCGCAACACGACCGUCCCAAGCGGCCCGAAUGGGCCCCGAGACCGGCCCUCGACGAGUCGCUGCUCGCCCUCGAGGCGCCCAACGACACCCGGCUGGAUUGCCCGUCCGACGCGUACUCGACCCGCAUUCUCAGCAGAGAGCCAUUGGUACUGUAUCUCGAGGGCUUUCUGAGCGCCGACGAGAGACGGCAUCUCCUUGACAUCAGUGAGCCGCUAUUCGAGCCGUCCACAAUCACUCACAAGGACAAAGAUACGAGCCGCGAUGUCUCUGUCCGCGACUCCGCCGUCGCCAUGGUGCCACGCACACCCCAGGUCCGCUGCAUCGAAGCUCGUGCCCGCGCCAUCCAGGGAUGGCGUGAAGACGUCUACAUCGAGCGAUUGCGUACCCAGCGCUACGGCCCCGGCGGCCACUACUCGCACCACUUUGACUGGGGUGCCAACGUCCAGGGCUGGGGCCGCGUGAGCAGCUUCAUGGUGUGGGUCGACGCCUCGGACGACCUCAAGGGCGGCGGUACCGAGUUUCCCCUACUGCAGCCGCGUGGCGAGGGCGGCCCGCGCUGGUGCGAGCUCGUCGACUGCGGGAGCAACGGUACGUUGCGGCGCGACGACGGCGGCGAGGACCACCAGCAGCCCCACGGAACCGUGUUCAAGCCGCGCGCGGGCAACGCCGUGUACUGGGAGAACUUUCGCGCGGAUGGCACAGGGUAUGACGAGACGUGGCAUGCCGGCCUGCCCGUGACCAAAGGCGUCAAGGUCGGGCUCAACAUUUGGAGCUUUGGCAGGAUUCUGUGA
Molecule: messenger RNA, 864 nt
Organism: Purpureocillium lilacinum
Lineage: Eukaryota; Fungi; Ascomycota; Sordariomycetes; Hypocreales; Ophiocordycipitaceae
Biological process (GO): peptidyl-proline hydroxylation to 4-hydroxy-L-proline
Cellular component (GO): endoplasmic reticulum
Molecular function (GO): procollagen-proline 4-dioxygenase activity; L-ascorbic acid binding; iron ion binding
Source: RefSeq, a predicted model, not a curated record